UGUCUGCAAAGAGCUGAGCUCUGCCCUCUGCCUGUGAUGGAGAUCAGUGUACACUGUGUAACCUCUUGAUGCACACAGGAUACUCAAGUCCUUGCUGAAGCCUGCUCUGGUACCUCAUUCCUCCUUCUCCCUACAUGCCUGAGUAAAAGACUCAGCAUUGUUUUGUUCCUCCCCUCUCACUCCCUGCUUGCUUCUGCCCUCCUCCCUACCACGUCCCUCCUCUAUCCUGCAGGACUUGGAGGUACACUUAAUUCUGCUACCUCUAGGAUAGCUCAUCUGUCCCUACCUCUAACAAGGAGGUUUGCACCACUGUGCACAACAGUCUGGGAAUGAGGUCCUGGAUACCUUGCAAACCAUCAUAUCCUCAAUAGACCAAGACUCUUACAAUGGAUCGUCUGAAAAUAGUCCUUGUUUUCUUUGGCAUCCUAACAUUCAGUUUUUGCAAAGGAGAGGAGAUAGAUGAAGACUACAUCUGGCACAUAGAGAAAAUACCUCAGAUUGUGAGCUCAGAUACCUUUCAGCUUGACAGUCCAUCUUUUGCAGCAGAACCUAAACUGGAGCUGAAUGGAACUUGUGGCAUUGAAUGUCAGAAAAACUUGCCACCACCAACUCUAGCUGAUUUAGAGAACUAUCUUUCAUAUGAAACUGUGUUUGACAAUGGCACACGCACCAUGACAAAAGUAAAUGUCCAACACUGGACAGAGAAGAAUAUAACAUCUGCAAAACAUUCUGUGCGCAGAAAAAGACAGAUCUAUGGCACUGAUAGCAGGUUCAGUAUAUCAGACAAGCAUUUUAUGACUAACUACCCCUUCAGUACAGCAGUGAAACUUUCUUCUGGGUGCAGUGGCGUUCUGAUUUCACCUAAGCAUGUUCUAACUGCAGCACAUUGCAUUCAUGAUGGAAAAGAUUACAUUAAAACUGCCAAGAAGCUUCGAGUAGGAAUCCUGAAAAUCAGAUCUAAGAGGGGUGGCAAAAGACGACGAGGAUCAAAAAAGAAUAAAGGGGGGAUUGCUGAUGAUGUUGAGCUCUCAUCAAAAGAUGGAAAGAAACAGAGGCGAAAAGCACACAAAAAAAGAUCUGUAACUGAAGAAGAAAAAAGUGCAAGAUCUGAAAAUGAAAAGGUUCCAGCAGUUGGGAAGCCAUCAUUCCAAUGGACAAGAGUGAAGGCAACUCAGAUCCCAAAAGGAUGGUUAAGGGAAGUAACAGAGGACAUGGCACUUGAUUAUGAUUAUGCUGUCCUGGAGCUAAAGCGCCCACAGAAAAAAAAGUACAUGGAACUUGGCAUCAGCCCGGAAGUUAAAAAGGUGCCAGGAAGUAGAGUGCACUUUUCAGGUUUUGAUGAGGAUAGGCCUGGUCAGUUGGUUUACCGUUUUUGUGGAGUUUCAGAUGAAUCUAAUGAUUUGUUUUAUCAGUAUUGUGAUGCAGAUCCUGGCUCCAGUGGGUCUGGAAUAUAUAUCCGUCUUAAGGAGCCAAACAAAAAAAAAUGGAAGCGCAAGAUCAUUGCCAUCUACUCAGGUCAUCAGUGGAUGGAAGUUGAUGGUGCCCAACAGGAUUUUAAUGUAGCUGUAAGAAUCACUCCACUUAAAUAUGCACAGAUAUGUUUCUGGAUACACGGAAAUCAUGCAGACUGCUCUCAAGGAUGAUCACAAAUAAAAGUAGCACCUCUGACAUCUGCAGUCGAUUAAUAGCAGCAAAUACAAAUUACUGGAAGAACAGUGACCCCUAGCGUCUAAAAAGGCUAAGUGAGAGACAAAAACAAAGCAACAUAUAGUGAUAUUGGGUGGACCAGACACUGAUCACACUGUUCAAAUAAACUUUUUCAAAUGAAAAAAGUAUAUUAUAUAUGUCAAAGAUUAAAUCUGACAUUAUAUAUAUAUAAAAAUAAUUAGUUGUGCAAUGCUCAAACUGUAUAGUGGAAUUCUAUAUUUUUUUUAAUCAGAAGGAAUCCAGCUAACCACCUGUGGGCAUGCACAUUUUCUCAGGGUUAUUGUAUCCUACUCUGCAAAAGAACAGGGUGAUUCAUGUUAAUAUGCAUCAAACCCACACUCAUAGUGAUUCUGAUAAAUAUUCUGUGAAUAGAGCACUUAUUUUUUUUUCUACUAUGCUCUUUUCAGCAGUUGACAGAUAUUGUAGAAGUGGCAUUUCAGAAUGUCUAUUAUACCAGUUCUACAGCAAUAAAAUGAUAAGUUAUCCAAACAACUUGAUGUGCAGUUGUUAUUACAUGUUCUAAACAUGAAAUGUAGCUGUCACAUCAUUUAAUAUAACAACACCAAGCUUUUUAAAGGGACAGUGUACUUUAAAAUGAGCUUCACUUAAUGUUUUUUUAAAUGAGUUGUUAUAACAACUGCAGAGUAUUAAAGGUAUGAUAAUAAAUUGUUCCCUUGGGUUUAUUGCUCAUUGAACUCUACUGAUAAUCUUCAAGAAAAUGUGCUUUCAAUUUGACUGAGCCUUUAGGAAGAGCAGACCUGGUUCUCUCUCUCAUACUUAGGAACUGAAAUUGUCAUUAUGAGUGAUGGUUUCAGCAAAAGCUGAGCAAAAGCUGCUUUUUCAAUUGAAAGAAUAAUCCUAAAGGCACGACUUCCAAUACAUUUAAUGCUCUGCAGCUGGUUAUUGUGAACACAUUAGGAGAACUACAGUCUCCAUUUAAGCUUUGUUUUUCUGCAUAUCUAAUUCUAACAUCAAAAUGAACAUUAAAAGGACAGUCAACUAAAAAAUUGUUAUUGUUUAAAAAGAUAGAUAAUCCCUUUAUUACCCAUUCCCCAGUUUUGCAAAACCAACACUGUUAUAUUAAUAUACUUUUUACUUCUUGUAGAACUUGUAUCUAAGCAUCUUCUGACCGCUCCUAAUCACAUGACUUUUAGUUAUUAUCUAUUGACUUGCAUUUUAGCCAAUUAGUGCAGUGUCUGCCACUAGCCACGAGCGUGAUCACAAUGCUAUCUAUAUGGCUCACGUGAACUAGCAGUCUCCUGUUGUGAAAAGCAAAUAAAAAAACAUGCGAUAAGAGGCUGUUUUUAGUGGAUUAGAAACAGGCAGAAAUUUAGAGGUUUACAUGUUAUAAAGGAUAUUAAUAUAACAAUGUUGGUUGUGCAAAGCUGGUGAAUCGGUAGUAAAGGCAUUAUCUAUCUUUUUAAACAAUAACAAUUUUUUUGUUGACUGUCCCUUAAAAUUUUGCCUUAAAGGGACAUACAGCUGUUAUUUUCUCUUUACAUAUCCAUAGUAUUUACCAGAAAAAAUUACAUUGCAAAAUAUCUACAUACAAAAAAAUGUUUUAAAAGAGGCUCAGAUUAUUUUUUAUCUUUUGAGUUUAUAUUUUUUACUGUUACAUUCCCUUAAUUUCACUUUAUUUUAAAUCAGUGAGCGGUUGACAAAGUUCCUCUGUUUGCCCAAAGUAAAAUAUAUUGUAAAUACAGUGGGGGAAAUUAGAUUAUUGUUGUUUUCAAAUCAAAACUCUGAGUACCAGAUAUCAGCAGGGAAAGUAACAUCACCACUGCUGCACAUUUAACAUUUUUUACUAUUUAUUGACAAAUAUAUAUAUAUAUAUAUUAAAAGCAGAAAUCACUAUUUGGUUUUUGCUGGAGGUUUUUAAAAUAAAAUAUUUUCCUCAUAAUUAGAGUGUGUAUAAGUGUCAAGCACUUCUUAAAGAAGCAUAAUAGUGCAAUAAUAAAGUGCUCUUAUAUAUAAGAGCACUUUAUUAUUGUACAAAUACUUGUGUCUAACUAUAUGUGUAUCCCACCAGCCAUAUCCUGCACUAUUAUGUCCCCUUAAAUUAUAUGAAGAGAAGGAUAGAUCAGAAGGCUCACAUUUUUAUUGGAAUUCACUAUUAUAGACUAAAAAGAACAUCAGAGUAGUUUUACACUUAUAUUUAAAAAAACAUGCAAAAUGUUUUAUCUGAACCAGUUUGGCUCUUUCUAAUGUCAUUAUCUAUUGUGCUGACAGCUUUGUACAAUAAGAAAUAGUGCCAUAUGCUAUAUAUGGGGCAACCUGAUGUAUGGAGGCAUGGAAUAGUAAUAAAUAAAAAGGCUAAUGAGCAAACAUAUUACUAGACCUUCACAAUGAAAAGAAUCUCUGGUAAAUAUAGUUUAUUUUAAGGGUGUUCUAAUGACUUUUUUCGAUAAAUGGUGCUAGAACUAGGCACAUACAAUUUUAUAUUCUACAUAUAUUGUAAUGAAUGGUUAAGGUGCUAACUAUGUGUGACCAUUCAUUAAGAUAAGGGUUAUACCAUUUUAAGUGUUUUUAUUUAAUUUAUUGCAUUACUUAAUUGAUAAUAUUGUAACAACCAAAAUACAAUUUCAAAAAAAUGCAUGACAAUGUUGUUUAUCGUGUAACAUUUUUCUUAUGCUUGUAAAUCAGGUCAUGUUAUUGUGCUCACAACUCGUUUUGCUUAGUUUAGCAGCAGACCAGACAGAUAAUACUUUGGUAUUUAUUUAUCAAAGUAUGAAGAUACAAAGAGUCAUUUAUAUAGGAAAAAUGCAUCAGAGAUAGAGAUGGUUUUAAUAACUUCAGUCCUAAUUUAUUGUACUUUAAUGUAGCCUUUAAAAUAAUAAAUAAAAACAUGUAUAUUUUU
Molecule: messenger RNA, 4564 nt
Organism: Bombina bombina (fire-bellied toad)
Lineage: Eukaryota; Metazoa; Chordata; Amphibia; Anura; Bombinatoridae
Gene: PRSS35
Product: serine protease 35
Exons: 2
Coding region: 387-1643 (418 amino acids)
Biological process (GO): proteolysis
Molecular function (GO): serine-type endopeptidase activity
Source: RefSeq, a predicted model, not a curated record